Molecule: messenger RNA, 1572 nt
Organism: Scaptodrosophila lebanonensis
Lineage: Eukaryota; Metazoa; Arthropoda; Insecta; Diptera; Drosophilidae
Product: coilin
Exons: 5
Coding region: 62-1504 (480 amino acids)
Source: RefSeq, a predicted model, not a curated record
CUAAUUUUUGUCGUUUCUGAAACGACCAAGAAACAAAAAUUCAACUUACUGUUUUAUUAAAAUGCAAUACUCGGCCAUUAAAGUAGAUCUGUCGGACUUCUUCAGCGAUAAGCGGAAGUGCUCUCUAUUGCUAAUCGACCCUGAGUGGAAGACAAUAGUAAAUCUGAUUCAACACAUCGAACAUCUUUUCCAUCUUGGGAACAUCAGUUUGCUAACAAACGACGGUUGUUUCCUUCCACCUCAAGAGUCUAUCAAGGUGCUUUUUGCUCAUUCGACGGAGUCGCUCAAGGCUUUCGUUUUAGAUGUAUGUGAUAAUGAGAAUAGCUCAAAUGUACAACCAAAACUCAGUCAAAAGCGCAAAAAUCGCUCUAUAGAAGAUACCGACUUUACAAGCUCUACACCUAACCAACCAAAACGAAGUAAAAAUGGUUCAAUUGUCUCACUUCCACCUGAAUCAUAUAUUGACGAUGACCGGCAGCACGUACAAGACGCAUCGAUCGACAGUAAAAGCUGCCUUGCGGGCCAAGCUAGAUCCCAACCCCAAACUUCUACUGCUUGUGCAGAUAAAUCUAUGGAUGUUGAAAUAAAUAUAACCCAAAGAGAAAUUACUCGUAAUGGAGCAAAUGAAAGUAAAAUUUCGCGAAAAUCCAAGAAAAGCGCCAAAUUAAAUGGUGCAAAAGUAAAUGACAGUACAAAUUCGCACAUUAUUUUUAACGAUGAUGAUACAGCCUCUACCACUAAAGAUACAUCAGCUGCAACAGAAAGUAUAGAAGAAGCAAUCAAAUUUCGUUGCCCAUUAAUGGAAGUUGAUCCUAAUAAACCACGCAUAUUUAAAUUACCACACAAGUUAAAACAAAUAAAAAUAUUGGAGAACAUUUUAUUGGCUGCUCCACCUCCAUCAAAAGAGAAAGAAGAGUCUACAUAUUCAGUUCCGCUUGUAAACGAAGGAGCAAUUAAGAAAUCUGGAGAUGAGCAAUCAAUGGAUGAGGGCGAACAACUUUCAGACGCUGUUGAUAUUAUAGAAAAUAUUGAAAAAUCAAUAUCGCCACCAAUACAGGAUUGUACAGAAGGAGAAAGUACGCAAAUAUAUUCAGAAGAUUCCGAUGAUAGCGUUAUGGUGCUAGACGACACUAAAGUGGACUCUGACCCGGAUGUCGUGCCUGUUUCAGCUGGCGAGGAUCAUGACAUGAUUAGGGAUCUACUGCUUGACUCAAUACCAUUAACAGCACUGCCACGUGUAGGUGACACAACACUAUUUAAAAUACCCAAGCAGAAAGGGUGCAAAAAGUCCGGAUUUACCAACUAUAUAGCCGGAGUCUGCUCUUAUGUCAAUUCUCGAAGCAAAUUAAUAAGUUUUACAAUUUUAGCAUGUCCCUCGGAAUUCCGCAGUUUUCUUGUUCAAUACAGUACAAAUCUCGAAGACUCCCGUGCAAAUGUGUCUACGGUAAAUUUGAAAUUGAAUGAACUUGAAGAGCCAAAAUAUGUGGUUCCGGCUCUAGAAUAAUGUAAUCCUCAUUGUUUGUAUUUUCGUACGAUCAAAUCAAAUACAACUAACAUAUGUGUACAUGUAUA